Messenger RNA from Cloeon dipterum, 838 nucleotides. RefSeq names its product GAS2-like protein pickled eggs. The transcript has 2 exons. Gene Ontology annotation, biological process: actin crosslink formation. Gene Ontology annotation, cellular component: actin filament. Gene Ontology annotation, molecular function: cytoskeletal adaptor activity; microtubule binding; actin filament binding. The record is from RefSeq and is a predicted model, not a curated record. The coding region runs from base 8 to 706 and encodes 232 amino acids. NCBI's taxonomy places the organism in Eukaryota, Metazoa, Arthropoda, Insecta, Ephemeroptera, Baetidae.
GUCUGUGAUGUCUUUGGGGUCUCCGAACAGCAGCGGGCGCUGGUCUCGUCCCGGCAGCGGCGGCGAAGAAGACGACGAGCCGGACGCGUGGCGGGCGACGCUGCCGGUGCUGGAGGACAGCGCCGAGCCGGACGCGUCGGCGUCGACGUCGACGUCGGCGGUCAGGGCCACCAGCCGUACGCGCAUUCCAAGCCUGCGCAAGCCGCGCAGCCGCACGCCCAGCGAGGACCGCACGCCCACCUCCUCCAAGGGCAUCACCGAGCUGGACCGCAAGGUCGAGCAGGCCGCCAGGGAGGCCCGCAGGCAGUGCCGAUGCGAGGACGAGGCCGGUGCAGCACCGGACGCCGACGGCAAAAACCCCAAAUGCGCCGACAAGCUCAAGGUCAGACGCCUGGGCGGAGGAAAGUACAACAUUGCUGGACGCAACGUCUACGUCAGACUGCUGAAGGGGAGGCACAUGAUGGUGCGCGUGGGCGGCGGGUGGGACACGCUGGAGCAUUUCCUGGAGCGGCACGACCCGUGCCAGGUGCGCGUGCUGGGCCGCGGCGACUCGUCGGCGGGCAACUCGCGCACCAACAGCCGCUCGAGCGGCAUCAACCGGCUCGGCCUGUCCAACAGCAGCAGACACUCGACGCCCGCCUCGCCCAGCGAAGGCUUCCUGCACAUCCGGGCCAAGUACCGCAGCCCUCCGCCGGCCAGAAGUUGAACUACGCAAUGGCUCCAGCUUUUUGCCACGAUUUGAUGCGAUUUCUUCUCGCUAAUCAGUGCUCGGCACUUAUUUUUGUUGAUUUUGAGGGCUAAAUUCGCUCUGAAUUUUAUUUUUUAAGUGUUUUCGAGG